Xylaria bambusicola is the source of this 1296-nucleotide messenger RNA. RefSeq lists its product as uncharacterized. The transcript is spliced from 3 exons. Bases 1 to 1296 code for a protein of 431 amino acids. Lineage: Eukaryota; Fungi; Ascomycota; Sordariomycetes; Xylariales; Xylariaceae. The record is from RefSeq and is a predicted model, not a curated record.
AUGCCGCAAAACAGUACGAAUGAUAUAGAGAUUCGAGCAGAGGACAUAGCUCGUCUCUUAGACAAAGCAAAAAAACUAAUAGCGAAGAAAUGGUCGCGGAUGAGCAAGCGUUGGCAGCUAACAGGCUGUUUAGCAAUCCUCCUUGUCAUCACCGGCAUAAUCGUGAUGUCAAAUAUUCACCACGUAUCCAUACCACACCUACGACUUGAAUACGACCAAAACCAAUCAUCAUCAUCCGAAAAUCCCAUCCCAGCCCUAUCCUCAACAAUACCAUCCUCAUUUAGUCCUCAAAAUGCCCCCUUCAACGCUUCCAAGGUAGCCCUGUUAAUCGAGAACCGGGCCCUGCCGAACCUCGCACCUCUGCUCCUGCACUUCAUCGCCGUGGUGCCGCCAGACUGGCGCUUCCGCUUCAUGGGGUCCUCAGAGUCCGUAUCCUCCUUGAAUGCCUCGCAUGCCGUGCGGUCGCAAGUAGCCACCGGCAAGCUGGACUUGACGUUCAUCCCGACGAACAUGAGUACCAGUGGCGGCGAGAUGAUUUCACGAUUCCUCACGAACCUGUGGGUGUACGAGACGCUGCUUCACCCGGCUGAGUGGCUUCUCGUGUUUCAGUCGGAUAGCAUUCUCUGUGCCAACUCGCGGCAGAACCUCAAUGAUUUCCUCGAGUACGACUGGGUUGGCGCGCCGUGGAAUCCCAACGGCCGGUUUGGAGGAAAUGGAGGCUUAUCGUUGAGGAGGGUUAGUGCCAUUAUUGAGGUCCUUCGCAAUCAAGUGCGCGUUGAUGGCUCAGAGCCUGAAGACGUCUGGCUCACAGAGCGCCUAGGUCAUAGGCCAGGCUCCCGCAUGGCAAAUGGAUCGCUUUCACUUACCUUCAGCGGCGAGAUGAACCAGGGUGAACAAGUCCAAGCUCACCGGCCAGUGAGCACAGCGGUUUCCACAGGGACGUCAUCCCCGUCUGCGACGAGCAUGGAAGAAGACUAUUACAUUGAAGGAGUAGACGACUGGCGCGAUGGUUUCUACGAGCCCAUGGGCUACCACACCGGCAGCAGCGGCACGAUGCUUCACGCGGGUGUCUGGGGUGACCCUCGCCUGCGCCGACAUAUCUGGGACUAUUGCCCCGAAGUCAAGAUGACGCUAGCCAUGGACGCGGCUAAGUACGUGCCGGGGGAUUGCAACGCGAGCUGGAAGCGAGGAAACGGGGGCAUAAAUGGAGACCCUAUGGGUGUUGAGGAUCUAGGGUACGACAAUGAGGAGAUCGAUCCAUAUCCAAUGUUACCACCAAACCUGGUACCAUGGUAG